Molecule: messenger RNA, 349 nt
Organism: Staurois parvus
Lineage: Eukaryota; Metazoa; Chordata; Amphibia; Anura; Ranidae
Source: the annotation of a GenBank genome assembly
GAUGGUCAAAUCGUACGAUCGUUUUUCCAAAAAGAAUAUGCGCAUGAGCCGUGACCUGGAAGGAACCGAAUUUUCACCUGUUGUAUGGGGUGAACUUUAUGACUUGGUCGGCCGAUUUUCGAAAUCAUUGAUGGCACCAUCGGAUUACUGAGCGAACAACGUUUUUGAUUUUCGACGAAAAAUCAUUCUGAAUUCGACCCAUCUGUGGCCUGCAUAAAUGAAAUUUAUGGAGUUUUUUUCUCCCACAAAUUUAGCUUUUGGUGGUAUUUGAUCACCUCUGCUUUUUUUAUUUUUUGCACUAUUUCUUUGCUAAAAAAAAAAAAAAAAAAUCCCAAUACAUGAAAAUUAU